AAGCGUGCUGACGUAAUCGGCGCAAGCGCACGUCAUCGGACGGCACUGCAGAAGCAGGCGAGUUCGCGAGUGUAUCGAUUUUGCGAUCGUGUCUCUCGCGACUAGUGCGUCCGUUUCCUUUAGUUUUUAGUGGCCGUGCUCGUCGUACAUGGAUGAAAUCGUGAAUGGGAUUACCCGCUAGGUUGAUUGCACCGUACAUCCGCUGACUCGCAACGCCUCGUCAUCCAUCAGCAUGACCAAGGAUAGAUUAGCAGCUUUAGUCGCGGCCCAGUCGGACGAAGAUGACGUGGCGGACGAUGUGUCCGUCAACGUUGGCGGGCCGGAUGACUUCAUGACGGAGUUUUUUGCGGAGGUGGAGGAGAUACGUGAGAUGAUAGAUAGAAUCCAGACGAAUGUCGAGGAUGUCAAGAAGAAACACAGCGCCAUUUUGUCGGCGCCUCAAACGGACGAGAUGAUAGAACAGAAUAUCGAGCAGGAAGAGCACACGAACAAAUCGUCGGCCGAUCUGAGGAUACGCAAGACCCAACAUUCAACGUUAUCUAGGAAGUUCGUAGAAGUUAUGUCGGAAUACAAUCGAACGCAAACCGAUUAUAGGGAACGGUGUAAGGGAAGAAUACAACGACAGCUCGAGAUCACGGGGAGGACGACCACCAACGAUGAACUCGAAGAAAUGUUGGAGCAAGGAAAUCCAGCGGUAUUCACGCAAGGGAUCAUCAUGGAAACGCAACAAGCAAAACAAACCCUUGCAGACAUUGAGGCACGUCACGCUGAUAUUAUAAAACUUGAAAACUCGAUCAGAGAAUUGCACGACAUGUUCAUGGACAUGGCCAUGUUGGUGGAAAGUCAGGGUGAGAUGAUUGACCGUAUAGAAUAUCACGUUGAACAUGCGGUCGAUUAUGUUCAAACCGCUACCCAGGACACCAAAAAAGCACUCAAGUACCAAAGUAAAGCACGACGGGCCACCGACGAAUCACAUCCUCAGGAAUCGUCAUUACCUGCCGACGAACGAACCAAGACGCAAUCUAUUCUUUCAGGUGUCAGGGAGUGAGAUUUUUUUGUUCGUUUUUGACGACAAAAAAAA
Polistes canadensis is the source of this 1081-nucleotide messenger RNA. RefSeq names its product syntaxin-1A. The record is from RefSeq and is a predicted model, not a curated record. Gene Ontology annotation, biological process: exocytosis; synaptic vesicle fusion to presynaptic active zone membrane; intracellular protein transport. NCBI's taxonomy places the organism in Eukaryota, Metazoa, Arthropoda, Insecta, Hymenoptera, Vespidae. Gene Ontology annotation, molecular function: SNARE binding; SNAP receptor activity. Gene Ontology annotation, cellular component: SNARE complex; endomembrane system; synaptic vesicle.